This is a messenger RNA of Owenia fusiformis, 1123 nucleotides long. The record is from the annotation of a GenBank genome assembly. NCBI's taxonomy places the organism in Eukaryota, Metazoa, Annelida, Polychaeta, Sabellida, Oweniidae.
GAAAGUCGGUGAUAUAUUUCGUGAUUACAACAAGGUGCUCUUUUGUCAAAUUCAGAAAGAAUGGCAAAAUUUGCAACAAAUUCACGUUUUUCUCUGCUGAAGAUUGACGAUGACGAAGACGAAGGUGAAACCAUGACCAAACCAAAGUCAGCUAAUACAGCUAAGGGUCAAGUAUCCGCAGGUGCAAAGAGGAAAUCUAAAAAGAAGAAGAAAGCAGAGGCUGAAAAGGCAGAAAAUGACCAGUUGCGCAACAUGGCAUUUGCUGGGAGUGUUCCUGUUAAAGGAAGUAAGGGGCAUGGAGCUUCUUCAGGACAAAGGAAUGAUGGACGAGGAGAUGCUGUUUCCCCUGAACAAUGGGAAGAAUGGAAAAAAAUGGACAAAGAGGCCACGAAAGGGAGUUAUGAGGCAGACCUACAGCAGGCAUUACUACUGAGUAAACUUGAACUACAACGUGAAAAGGAGAUGCGUGCUAAUGUAGCCCUGGUGGAUGAGGCAAAGGGCAAAGACAAAAAGAAGAAAAAGAAGGAGAAACCAGCUACAAUGAGCCUUGAUGCUUUCAACCAAUUAGCAGAGAACACAGACACUCAUCCAGACCUCGUAAAUGGUUCACUAAAUUCCAGCCAAAAGUUGCCAACUUCACCACCAUCUGAUGAUCCAGAUCCUACAUUCUUUGAUAAAGUCAGUGAUGACGUGUCAAAGAUCAUACGCAAAGAGCAGAUCCAGGAGGAGUAUAGGAAACAAUACCUAGUAGAGAGCAAACAGAUGCGACAACACAAUGAAGAGAGUGAGCAGAAGGAGAAAGAGGUGAAGACAUUACGUGCAACUGUACAGAAUCUUGAAGAUGAACUGAAGCAAGUGAAAAGACGCAACAAACAACUCUGCCAUAUACUUGCACAGGGAGAAAUGAAAGAGAAAUCAGAGAUCCUUGUACAAGUGGACCAACUUAACCAAGUCAAAGAUGAACUCACAGAUCAGGUAUCUAACUUAAUGGUUGAGUUAGAAAAAGAGAGAUCAAAAAAUCACUUAAUAAAAGCUGAGUUAGAUCGAUACAAGAGUGGUAAAUUAACAGGUGGUGCUAACAAAUGAAGGAUCUCAUGCUCAACAUAACCCUACAAUGCAGUCA